This is a messenger RNA of Macrosiphum euphorbiae (potato aphid), 453 nucleotides long. Lineage: Eukaryota; Metazoa; Arthropoda; Insecta; Hemiptera; Aphididae. The record is from the annotation of a GenBank genome assembly.
AUGUCAACACACUCUUCUGAAGACCAUCAGGCUGUUUCAAAAAAGCGUUCAAGAAAUGUACAUCUUUGGAAAAAGAAUGUUAGAAAAGCUAAGAAGAUUUGUGGAGAAGCUUAUAUCGGUGCUACAGGAAAAAUUAAUAAUGCAAAAACGUUUGAACCAAUAAUUUGCAAGUGUUCUAAGAAAUGCCACAACUUUAUACCAGAUACUAAACAAAAAGAAAUUGAUAAGAAAUUUUAUGAUUUGAGUACUUAUGAUUUACAAACUUCUUUUUUAUUUGGUCUUAUUAAAGUAAUUAAUAAAAAGAGAACAUACAAAGGAACUGUCAAUAGUGACAAAAGGUCAUUUUCUAGAGAAUUCUAUUUACCCGCAGGUGAUGGCACUGAAGUAAAAGUUUGCAAAAUGUUUUUUAAAGAGUUAUUUUCAAUACAGAUGGUAGAAUUACAAGACUUUUGA